Molecule: messenger RNA, 1803 nt
Organism: Fonsecaea nubica
Lineage: Eukaryota; Fungi; Ascomycota; Eurotiomycetes; Chaetothyriales; Herpotrichiellaceae
Exons: 2
Coding region: 1-1803 (600 amino acids)
Molecular function (GO): phosphoprotein phosphatase activity
Source: RefSeq, a predicted model, not a curated record
AUGCUAAGACGUGCAGCAUUGCCUCUGUUGAGGCCGCGCCACGCCCGGCCUCUGCUGCCGCAAGCACUGACCCAGAUCCCGUUGCGAUACUACUCCAAAGGGGAUCGACCUGCAAAGGACGCAGAUUACAAGAUCCCCGGUAUAUCAAAAGAUUCGCCGCAGCAAAAGGAACCCCUACGGAAAAUCCCCUUCACACAACCCUCCCAAGCUUCGAAUGCCGACAAUCGCGGAGACUUAUCGCCUAUCACUCCAUCAAAAUCGUCCCCAAAUCCGCAGCGACCUUCUGAAAAUCCCCCAUUCGGCACCGAUCCGGCUCGGGAUCUCGACGAUGUCUCGGCAUCAGUGAUUGAAGCACGUAAGAGAUCUUUAAAGGAUGGGGAGGGACAACAGAAAGAACUUGAGAACGAGCCAGGCGCCCACCAACCAGAAAAAGUUGCUGCGGAACAAGAAACUCUGGGUGAGCGUGAUCAGACUGCGGCAGACCAACCGCAACAACCCCUCCCUGAUCUGACCAAAGGCAUCCCAUCGACUUUGGACGCGGAACUUCGUGAGGCAAGGUCGAAACAGAGCUCCCACCCCCCCAGCCUCAAUAUCACCGAAGAUCCGUCGGAAGAGCUGCCGAGCGGAGCACGUGGGCGAGACCGCCGCGAUAUUCCUCGAGAACAAUAUGUCUCUUCUAGCGAUCGAAAGAAGAAUGCGGCGUUUCGAUACAUGUACAUUGUCCUGGGAUUGGGCACCAUCGGCUUCUCCGUCUACUUGGGACGCAACUGGGCAGACGAAGAGGAGGAGAAGAAACACCCUGAUGCCCCUUCAGGAUGGGGCUUCAAACCUUUCUACAACAGAGUCAGCGCUCGUCUAUCCUCUACCUUGAGCUAUUACCGAGAUCCUGUCUCGCCGAAACUCCUGCCAGACGAGGAUCAGGACCCGAACUUCCGCUUUCCGUUUGUUCUUGUAAUAAGCUUGGAGGACAUGCUUGUUCACUCGGAAUGGACUCGUGAGAAGGGCUGGCGGAUAGCCAAGCGACCAGGAAUGGACUAUUUUAUCCGAUAUAUGUCAAAUUACUAUGAACUUGUCCUCUUCACCAGUCAACCUAUGGCGGUGGUGGAGCAGGUGAUUCGAAAGUUGGAUCCUUACGGCAUGAUUCCAUUCUACUUGUUUCGCGAAGCGACAUUAUACAAAGACGGCGGUUAUGUCAAGGAUCUUUCCUAUCUCAACAGGGACCUCAAAAAGGUGAUCAUCAUGGACACUGAUCCGCACCAUGUGAAGCAUCAGCCUGAGAACGCUAUCAUCCUGCCUAAGUGGGAUGGUGAUCCAAAAGACCAGACGCUGGUUCAGUUCAUUCCCUUCCUGGAAUACCUAGCGACAAUGGGAUUCAGUGAUGUACGAGAAGUCUUGAAAUCAUUCGAAGGAACGUACAUACCUGCCGAGUUCGCCCGAAGAGAGAAACUCCUUCGGGCCAAGUUUGAGGCCGAAGAAGCAGAGAAGCGCAAGAAAAGACCCAGGAAGACCUUGGGGAAACUGUCAUCAAUGUUGGGACUGUCAGGCCACAACCCAGAUGGGAUGCAGAGUCCUGACGAGGCUAUGUCCGAGGGAAAGAUGCUCUGGGACCAAAUCAGGGAGCGUGGUCAAAAACGGUACAUGGAGCUGGAGAAGCAUAUUCAACAGGAAGGUGCCAAAUUUCUAGCAGAACGAGAAGCCGAAGAGAAGCGAUUGCAGGAAGAGGCGUACAAGAGCAUGAAGCCUGGUAAUUGGUUUUCAGGCCUGUCAGGCAGCAAAAAGGUUGAGGAAACGGAGCAGAAGUGA